ACAGAUGUUAGUCUGAGGAACUCAGUCGGUCCGCGCACAUUCGAACUCUCCUCAUCCAAGUGUGAUUCCUCCUCUUCCCGCAGCGGCACCGCGCAGCCUCCUGCGCGCACGCACACACACACACACACACACACAAUGUCGGAACUCUCUGUCAACGAGCACCUCGAAGGGAUUUUAUCAGAUUUUGAAGCUCUGAAGCGAUCCUUCGAAAUUGAAGAUGUGGACGACAUACCAUCCUUCUCCUCGACUUCCCCUAUCUCCACACCAAUAACCCCCUCUUCCUCCCACUUCUUCCUUAAUCACAAUAAAGCCACAGAGGGGCAAGGGGGAGAUGGUCAAUCCCCUUCAUUAGCCUUCAACAACAACAACAACAACCUGGGCUCUUCAGCCCAUCACUCCUGCAUAAGCCUUGGUUCCAGUCCCAGCCCAGUCCUCAAGUCCCGUACAGUAGUCAGCAGCCUGUCCUUCAACAGAGGAACCAUGAACAAGCAAACCAUCCACCAUAACGGCUCCUCUGUGACCAGAGCCUCAUCCUUCCAGAGCAGAUUAAAUCCCAACAGUUACUCCAUGUUGUCUGGGCCCAGCAGUGACAACGACAGCCUUCACAGCUCCACGUCCAGCCUUGAGUACUCUGGAGGGGGUGGCGGUGCCCUCCCUCUUUCAAAGCUUGGGUCAUACCCUAACCCUCCAUCUCAGGUGGAGUACCACCGAACCCAGCCCAAACUCCCACAACAGCACCUGGGUGGAGAUGCAAACUUAAUAAUUAACCACAGGCUGAAGAAGUUCUCCUCCCAUGGGAGUGUUUUCCCUACCGAAAUGGACAAGGGACCAGGGAUGAUGCUGGGCGUUCCACAGCCUCUGGGGGUUAACCAUGGGUCCAUGCCUAGCCUGGACCUCCAAAUUCGUGAUGGAGGAGGAGGUAUAGUGGGUAUGCAAAGAGGUGGGGGCAGGGUGUCUCCAGGGUUGAGGUAUGCCAAUGUCACCUGGAAUGGUCAUCUUCAUAAUGACACUUCUUUUGGGGUGGAAGGCAACUGUGGCUCCAAAAACCCGUGCCAGCAACAAAGCCCCACUGUCCCCAAGGCCCCCCAGCCUAAGGUCAAAGAGAUACCACGUCUCAACAAGUUUCCCUUGGAUCUGGACAACUUGGUAAGCAGCACCUCAAAAAACUCUGCCAUGAAAGCCAACCCUCCCAAGCCUCAUCCAAGGAGCACAGGAGAUCUCCAGUACCACACCAGCCCACCACCCACGUCAGCCAGCCCUUCAGCCUCUCUCAGCAGCCUGGACGGUUCUUCUGACACCCUGCCCAAUCCCUUUUUGUCUUUCUCCAAAUGUCCCCCAACUCGUUUGCAGGGCUCAAUCCCUGUCACAGGGAUGAGUUGCUCUCCUAUCCCCCUGACUUCAGCACAGAGCCCUCAGCUGGAGGCUGUCUCAGGGCCCCAAAUUAAUCAGAUGUUCCCCAUCCUGCAUGGCCCUUACAGCUCUUCAAACCCUUCAAGCCCCGGAGCCAUUCGGUCUUUGAAGAAUAGUGCCGUUGAUGCCAGAGAAAGUGUAGGCUCAAUCUUACAAAGGAUUGCCUCCUUCUCUUGCCCUGUUACCAGUGACACCACACAAGCAGCUGUGACCCAGCACCCUACAGCCCAAAGUAAUGGGUGGUUGUCUUCUCCAAGUGGGUGUCCUACUGUGACCCUUCCCUCAAGGAUACAGGGGAAGAAGACUCAUGCUGACACUGCUGGAGAGCUCGAGACAGAACCCCUCACCCCAAUGGAGGAGCGAGAGGAGAAGGAGAGAGGCAUAAUGGGACAAGAGCAAAAAGAUGAGGGCAAGAGUGAAGCGCAACUUGCCAGCACGAAUACCCAGAAUUCCACGAGUGAAAAAGAGGAGCACUGCGUGGAGUUUUGUCCAGUGAAGAAGGAGGAGAAGAGGAAGGAGAAGGGAAUGGAGGAAGGCGAGAUGAAGAAAGAGCUGGAGAUGGAGCUGCAGCUGUGCCAGUCGCUGCCAGGCCAGCAGAUGAGCUUCAUCCGGGGCACGGACCUGUUUGGCUACGUUGGCAUUGAAGCGGUACUGGACCAGAUGAGGCGCAAGACCAUGAAGGCGGGUUUCGAGUUCAACAUCAUGGUGGUUGGUCAGAGUGGUCUGGGGAAGUCCACACUCGUCAACACGCUGUUCAAGUCGAAAGUCAGCCGGAAGUCCUGCAUGCCCAACUACGCAGAGGAGAUCUCCAAAACAGUCAGACUGCAUUCAGUCAGCCAUGUGAUCGAGGAGAAGGGGGUGAAAAUGAAGCUGACGGUGAUCGACACUCCAGGAUUCGGAGACCAGAUCAACAAUGAAAACUGCUGGGAGCCCAUAGUGAAGUACGUCACCGAGCAGUAUGAGAAAUACCUGAGAGAGGAGCUGCACGUCAACCGCAAGAAGAGGAUACCUGACAGCAGAGUCCACUGCUGCGUCUACUUCCUCCCAGCCACCGGACACAGGUUACGCCCCAUCGACAUUGAGUUUAUGAAGAGGCUGGGGAAGAUAGUGAGCAUCGUGCCCGUCAUCGCCAAGGCCGACACGCUCACCAUCGACGAGAGACAGGAGUUCAAAGAGAGGAUAAGGCAAGACUUGGCUUCCAAUGGGAUUCAAGUCUACCCCCAGAAAGAGUACGACGAAGAUCCAGAGGAGCACCUCAUAAACGACAGGAUCAGGGAAAGCAUUCCCUUUGCUGUGGUGGGCACCGACAAGGAGCACCAGGUGAAUGGAAACAAGGUGCUGGGCCGGAAAACAAAGUGGGGAAUCAUCGAAGUUGAAAACGUGGCUCACUGUGAGUUCGCCAACCUGAGAGACCUGCUCAUCAGGUCUCACCUGCAGGACCUGAAAGACGUGACGCACAACAUCCACUAUGAGACGUACCGCGUCCGAAGGCUCAACGAGAGCAACUGGCGACUGUCCCCUGGGCCGCUGGAGAAUGGAGCUGCUGACAGAUGUGAAUCAGAUAGCCACCUCUGAUCUGAUCUGUGCGCCAUCACUGCUGAAUGACUGAUAUUUUACUACAGAAAAAAAUGAGAUUCUUUUUUUUUAUUAUUGUUUUGUCCUUUUUGGAUCCUGGUGGAUUGUUCUUACACAAGACUUAGGAAAUGCAUCAAAUAUGAACAUAUUUUUGGAAUGUGAGCUCAUAUAUAUAUUUUCUGGAAGGAUGGUGAAGCGGGCAGUACAACAUGGCACGAUAAGAGCAAACAUUCAUAUAAAAGUAUGUGGACAGACCAGACUCUUUCCAGUGUCUGUCGGAGGGCAGAUUAAUGUUCAUGUUCAACUGUCGAUUGUGACCUGGAGGAGAAACUCAGCAUGUAGAGCAGGUGAACUAACCCCUCCUCCCCGAAACAUGUCCAAUCUGAACAUUAGAACCUGUUGUGCCAAAUGCUGCCCUGCUCAGUCUGACUUCAGUUUAUGAUCUGAGGAACUCAAUGCUGUGGAGAGCUGGAUGAUGAUGAUGAUGAUGAUGAUGAUGCUUUUAAUGGAAAGAUGGCUGCCUUUUAUGACUGUGAGCUGCGUUAAUGAUAUAACUGACUGUAGGAAAUAUUAAGAAAAUGAUUAGAGUGUAGGAUUUUUGGAGGACAUGUCUUGUUGUAUUAUUCACCCUGCUGACUUUUUCCUUUCAGGGCUCCAUGUCCACACUUCCAUGGAUAAAACUGAAGACUGUUUAUGUGCUGAACAUUUCAGGCCCACACUUGUGUCUAAGAUACUUUUUUUUAAAAACAUGUAUUCCCUUUAUAAAGUGCCAAAACAACAGAGAAGCGGUUGGAAUGGUUAACCUCUGACGCGUUUAGAGAGCGACUGCUCCCCGAGUUGCUUUGUAACAUUUGUAACACAUAUUAGAAUAAACUCAGUUGUUAUGUCGUCCGUAUUUCAUCCCGUUCAAUGUGUGCACAGGGUGCUCAUUCGACAAGAACUGUUAAGUCCAUACGUUCAGUGCAUUUAUAUGCUCUUCAGCACGGUGGCCCUGAAGUGCCAAUCACAACAACGAAUCAAAAAAACAUGACCGCAAAACAGAAAACACAACUGAAAAAUCCCUAUAUAUACAUGGAGAAACAGUUACAGCUUGAACAAGAUGGCACUGUCCAAAAUGCUGAACCCAAGGCUUCAAAAUGGUCACUCACAAACCAAUGGCUGACGUCAUUGGUCAGCUUUUUGAUCGGGGGACUAGAUGUGUGAGUUCUGCCCUCCAGUUUCUGUGGUACGUUUAGAUCUUUUUUCAGUUUUGAGUUGCCGUGAGUCCGUGUUAUCGCUCGGGCUCUACUUCUUCAGUUCCACCACUGGAGGUCAGUAGGAAGGGCAUGAGAUGAAACCAUGCCCUCCCACCAUCUCGCAGUAGAUCUUACUACACCAUCGUACACACAGUUUGUUUGUUUUUUACAUUUGCAUAUCUCAACACUCCAUCAUUGUUGCACUGACCUUCAGGUGGGCUCAUCGCAGUACAGUAACUUCAGAACAGAGAAUCUCUUUGUUUGGGUUUGUUUUUUUCUAAGUCAUUGCUUUACUACCUGUCGUCGGGUCAGAUUGUCUCUGCAGACACCUUUCGUCCACAGUGACAUCAGGUCACAUACUGCGUCUUACUGUGCUCUCGACUUUCAGCUCUUUUCUGUAACCUGUGUCAACAGUAAUCCAUGUUAACACGUGAUUUAUGAUUAAAUACUUGCCACUU
This is a messenger RNA of Scophthalmus maximus (turbot), 4678 nucleotides long. RefSeq names its product septin 12 (gene sept12). The transcript is spliced from 11 exons. Gene Ontology annotation, cellular component: septin ring; microtubule cytoskeleton; septin complex. Lineage: Eukaryota; Metazoa; Chordata; Actinopteri; Pleuronectiformes; Scophthalmidae. Bases 136 to 2985 code for a protein of 949 amino acids. Gene Ontology annotation, molecular function: GTP binding; molecular adaptor activity; GTPase activity. Gene Ontology annotation, biological process: cytoskeleton-dependent cytokinesis. The record is from RefSeq and is a predicted model, not a curated record.